Messenger RNA from Neltuma alba, 2974 nucleotides. Its product is annotated as linoleate 13S-lipoxygenase 2-1, chloroplastic. NCBI's taxonomy places the organism in Eukaryota, Viridiplantae, Streptophyta, Magnoliopsida, Fabales, Fabaceae. The transcript has 9 exons. Bases 19 to 2754 code for a protein of 911 amino acids. Gene Ontology annotation, molecular function: oxidoreductase activity, acting on single donors with incorporation of molecular oxygen, incorporation of two atoms of oxygen; protein binding; metal ion binding. Gene Ontology annotation, biological process: lipid oxidation. The record is from RefSeq and is a predicted model, not a curated record.
UGAGAUGAUAACUAGGUGAUGCUGAGGCCUCUGGCGAUCACGCAGCCACGCUGUGGCCAUGGCCAUCUGGUGUUUCGGAAGCCACGGAUAAGUCUGCAGAGCGGCAAAAGUCCUCUGUUCCAGCUGGGACGCUCGAUCCGAAGCCAAAAGAAACACACGAGGGCUAGGGUUAGGUGCAGCAGCAGUGGCGCCGACCUCAAAGCGGCGACCGCAGUGGGGGAAGCUGGAAGAGAAAACACGGCGAAUAAAUCGACCAGGGUUAAAGUCACCCUAACAGUUCUGCGAACUGUUGGAGGUUAUUUCUCAGAACUUGGUAUCGAGCGAGGGAUCGAUGAUAUCAAGGAGCUGCUCGGUCAAUCUCUGCAAGUGGAGCUCCUUAGCGCCCAGCUCGAACACAAGACGGGAUUGGAGAAGGAGACGAUAAAAGGGUUCGUGCACAGAAGUGGGGAAGAGGAUCAAGAGGUGGAGUACGAGGCGGAAUUACAAGUGGGGAGCGAGUUCGGAGAGAUAGGGGCGGUGUUGGUGGAGAAUGAGCACCACAAGGAAGUGUUCGUCAAGGACAUUGUCCUGCACGGCUUCGAGGGCGGCCCCCUUCGCUUUUCCUGCAACUCAUGGGUCCACUCCAAGCACGACGACCCCGUCAAGAGGGUCUUCUUCCCCAACAAGUCGUACUUGCCGUCGGAGACGCCGGAGGGCAUCAAGAGGAUCAGGGAAGAGGAAUUGAAGAUACUGAGGGGCAACGGCACCGGAGAAAGGAAGAGCUAUGAGAGGGUUUACGAUUACGACGUGUACAACGACCUCGGAGAUCCCGACAGCAGCGACAACCUUAAGAGGCCCGUUCUCGGCGGCCACCAGCAUCCCUAUCCCAGGCGUUGUCGAACCGGCCGUCCCCGUUGUCGAAAAGAUCCAUUAUCAGAGCAAAGAAGUAGCAGCGUGUAUGUGCCCAGAGACGAAGCCUUCUCGGAAGUGAAGCAGCUAACGUUUUCUACGAAGACAGUGUAUUCGGUAUUGCAUGCCCUGGUCCCCGCGCUCCAGACCACCAUGGUCGACAGUACUCUUGGCUUUCCUUUGUUCUCAUCCAUUGAUGAUCUUUUCAACGAGGGAAUCAACUUGCCUCCUCUUAAAAACAAAGGCUUUCUCAGUACCCUUCUGCCUCGCCUUGUCAAGUUCAUCAAUGACGCCGAACAAGACAUUCUGCGUUUUGAGACGCCCCCUACUAUGGACAGAGACAGGUUCUUUUGGUUUAGGGACGAGGAAUUCGCAAGGCAAACUCUCGCGGGUCUCAACCCAUGCAGCAUCCAAUUGGUUACGGAGUGGCCAUUGAAAAGUGCAUUAGACCCCAAGAUCUAUGGCCCACAAGAAUCAGCAAUAACCACGGAAAUCAUCGAGAGAGAAAUAAAAGGUUUUGCAACCGUUGAAGAGGCCAUAAAACAAAAGAAGCUGUUCAUUCUAGACUACCAUGAUCUGCUUCUACCAUAUGUGGAGAAGGUUAGGCAGCUUGAAGGGACCACUCUGUAUGGCUCAAGGACAUUGUUCUUCCUAACCCCAGACAACACACUAAGGCCUCUGGCCAUCGAGCUGACUCGGCCACCUAUGGAGGGCAAGCCGCACUGGAGACAAGUUUUCACCCCCGCCUGGCACUCAACCGGCAUUUGGCUUUGGAGGCUUGCCAAAGCCCACGUCCUUGCCCAUGACUCCGGCUACCACCAACUCGUCAGUCACUGGCUACGCACCCAUUGCUGUACGGAACCAUAUAUCAUUGCAACAAACCGGCAGCUCAGUGCUAUGCACCCGAUCUAUAAGCUUCUGCAUCCCCACUUCAGAUACACGAUGGAGAUAAACGCCCUUGCUCGUGAGGGACUCAUAAACGCAGAUGGAGUCAUAGAGAGCAACUUCGUUCCUGGAAAAUACUCCAUCGAACUUAGCUCCGUCGCGUACGACAAGCUGUGGCAAUUCAAUUUACAAGCCCUGCCCGCCGAUCUCAUCAACAGGGGAUUGGCGGUGGAGGACCCCAGUGCUCCCCACGGGUUAAAGCUGACCAUCGAGGACUACCCUUAUGCCACAGACGGCCUCGUUCUUUGGGACGCCCUCAAGCAGUGGGUCACCGACUAUGUCAACCGUUCCUACCCAGACCCGAGUUUGGUGGAGUCGGACUCAGAGCUCCAGGCUUGGUGGGAAGAGAUCCGAACCAAAGGCCAUGCGGAUAAAAAGGACGAGCCUUGGUGGCCGGUUCUUAAAACGCCAAAGGACCUCGUGGAGAUCGUCACCACUAUUGUUUGGAUAGCGUCGGGCCACCACGCGGCGGUUAAUUUCGGGCAGUACGCGUAUGCCGGGUAUUUCCCGAACCGGCCCACCACUGCUAGAACUAAUGUGCCCACGGAGGACCCGUCCGACGCGGAAUGGGAACUUUUCAUGAACAAACCAGAACUUGCACUAUUGAGGUGCUUUCCUUCGCAAGUUCAGGCGACGACGGUGAUGUCGGUGCUGGACAUCCUGUCGAGUCACUCACCAGACGAGGAGUAUCUGGGGAGUCAUAUGGAGCCGGCGUGGGAGGAGGAUCCGAUAGUGAAGGGUGCAUUCGAGCAGUUCCAAGGGCGGCUGAAAGAGCUUGAAGGGUUGAUCGAUUUGAGGAACGCGGAUCCAAAUCUGAGGAACCGAAACGGCGCUGGAAUUGUGCCUUAUGAGCUUUUGAAGCCGUUUUCUGAAGAACCAGGAGUUACUGGAAAGGGAGUUCCCUACAGUAUCUCCAUUUGACGUUGCCGCAGACUGUUCGGGUUCAUGAGUUCUGACGUCACUUUUGUAGCGGAAUGCUUCCAUCAUAAGAUCUGACUCGCUGAUGACAGUUUAAUUAUGAUGCAACUGCAUACGCAUUUGAAGAAAUUGCCUUUUCUUGCCCUUUUCGCAAUGGAAUUGCCCAAUCAUGGACCCCCCGCGUUGAAAUUUUUCUCAGUGAAAUGAAUAAUUUUAAACUUUU